Molecule: messenger RNA, 556 nt
Organism: Eruca vesicaria subsp. sativa (arugula)
Lineage: Eukaryota; Viridiplantae; Streptophyta; Magnoliopsida; Brassicales; Brassicaceae
Source: the annotation of a GenBank genome assembly
UUAAAACCUUGAAGCAGUAGAAAUGACGUUGAAGAUAAGGCUCGCGCGUCUCGGUUGCAAACACCGACCCUUCUAUCGUAUUGUCGCUGCGAAUGACAAAUCCAGGAGGGACGGCAAACAAAUCGAGGUUUUAGGAUUUUAUGAUCCACUGCAAGGAAAGGAGGAUGCGAACAGAGUUAGCCUCAAAUUCGACAGAAUCAAGUACUGGUUAUCGGUUGGAGCUCAACCAACAGACUCAGUCGAGAACAUGCUCUUCAGGGCCGGUUUGAUUCCUCCAAAGCCUAUGGUUGUAGUAGGUUCCAAGAACGGACAGCAAUCCACCAACCUCCAUGUUUCACCCAUUACAGGUGAGAUCUUGAACUAGGAUUGUUGAUGCGGUGAGGAAUGAGCUAAGCUUUGUGUGUUUAUGUGAAAGGAGUUUGAUGUUAUGUUUGGUCUUUUGUUGUAUCUGCUGGACUAAGAAGUUUGGUGAAUUCUCAAUAUGGGUUUGUAACAUACAAUGAUUGAUUGAGCUUCGGUAAUAUAAGCCCAUAUUUUUCUUUAGUUUGGAUAUAAG